GCGCCUAACUGACGCAACUCACAUUACAACUCCGGUAGAACGUGGCCGUCCCGGCCCUUUGCCAUCACAUGGCCACAACAUUGAACCCGAUUGGCUACAUAUGAUUCAGUCAAAAAGUAUAUCAUCCUGGUAUCAACAGUUUGAAUUGGUGCUCUUCGUGAAAACGUAUGCGUUCCAAAUGUAAGGUUAUGUUGACAGUGAUAGAAAGUGAAACAUUAUUCCGGUAAAAUGUCAACAGCCCUUUUAGCCGUCUUCGCCGUUAUUUUAUGUGUACUCUUUCGAGUAUUUAACGUUAAUAGUCAACCUCAGAGACCGUCCAUUUGGUGUUCAGAUCAAGAUUUUCUAGAUAUUAUUCUUAAGAUCUCAUCAUCAAUUUUACAGGAACCAUACAUUCCUACACGACUAUGGGGAUUUAGUGGCCAUAUGCAAACAAUUCUACAUAGUCUUAUUGGGAGGCUGCAUUGUCGUUGGCCGAUAGGAGAAAGAGUUUAUCUUUUACUGCGCGAUGGAACCACUCUUACGUAUGAUGUUUACCAACCCGUGGAAAAUCUAUACGAAGAAUUCUAUGACGCUCCACUUGGUAACACAGCCAUUUCCGGAUUAGGCUCCUUCUUCUUACUGUUAUAUUCCUUGCUUCCCAAAACGACAAAUGUUAAAACAGGGAACAAACCUAUGGCGUCGUUUCUACAAAAACUAACAAAAGAUGAUAUAACCGUGGCCAUUUGUCCUGGAAUUGCAAAUUCUUCAGAAAGUGUCUAUAUUCGCACUUUCGUCCAUUGGGCACAAUAUCAUGGAUACAGAUGUGCCGUUUUAAAUCACGUGGGUGUACUGAAAAGCGUUCCAGUAACAUCGCCUCGAAUUUUUAGUUAUGGAAAUACCAACGAUUAUAAUGAAAUGAUGACUGCUUUAGUAGAGAAAUAUCCAAACACCAAAAUUAUUUGUAUAGGAUUUAGUUUAGGAGGAAAUUUAAUUACCAAAUAUAUGGGAGAAACAGACCGUGUUAGACCCACGCAGAUUAUAGGAGCAAUAUCAGUCUGUCAGGGUUAUUGUGCCUUAGAAGGAACGAAAUGGAUGUUAAAUUGGCAAAAUUUCCGUCGAUUCUAUUUGUACGUGAUGACCGAAAACAUGAAAAAUAUCAUUUUGAAACAUAGGCACGUUUUACUUACGGAAGAAGUAAAAAAUUACCACAAAUUAAAUGAGCACGAAAUAAUAUCAGCCGCCACCUUGCCGGAGUUGGAUGAUGCGUAUACAAGAAAAAUUUCGAAUUUUGAAUCUCUCACAGAACUAUACUCGUGGAGUUCGAGCAUAAAUUAUUUGCAAAACAUCGCUUCGCCUAUGAUUUUCAUCAAUGCGAGAGAUGAUCCUAUUGUUCCAGAGCCACUGUUAGAGCCCAUCAAAAAUUUUGUGUCGGAACGACCAGAAACGUUAUAUCUAGAAGUAGCACACGGAGGACAUCUAGGAUUUUACGAAGGUGGUCUCAUUUAUCCUAAUCCUGUGACUUGGCUGGAUAGGGCACUAGUUGCUCUGAUGGGAGGUCUUGUGUUUAAACAUAAUCUGUCACUUAAAAAAACAGCGCAAACAUUUUAAUCCUCACAGUUGGGUUCGCUGUAACUGUAGAAAUAUUGAUGAGUUGUCGCUGUUUUGUAUGAUUAUAUGCUGCGUUCUAACUAAAUUACACAGAGUUGCGGUUUUUUGCAAGAAUUUGUUGUAUGAUCGUAUUAAAAGUUCGUUAAUUAUGUAAAUAAUUUGGGUACUUUAUUUUUAAAAAUGGCUUAUUAGCAAGUUUAUCAAAAUUUCACCUUGGCUUAAAUUGCAAAACAACUUAACUUAUUAAUGGUAUUAAUAUGUGGAGAAAUUAAAAAAUAUUCUAAACAAUGGUUAAUUUAGUUACAGAAAAAAUUCCUCGCUAUUCAUGGAAUCAUAAAUUUUGACAGUAUCUGCUAUCAUAUCAUUCACUAAUUGAAUAGCACAGUAUAGGUACAUUAGCACGUGUAGGGUGCCAAUAUGAUCUUAUGAAUUAUAAAAAUUAUAUUUUGGAUACAAUGUAAACUACUCAAUCUACAACUGUGACAAUAAUGUAAUAGUGCAAAACAAGCACAAACUUCAACUAAUAAUGGUGCUGUCGAAAAAAUUGGGUAUUUUCAUGAAAGAAAAUGAAUUAUAUUUUGGAAGAAAAAAUAAUAUGCAGGGCGAUCUUACCCAUUUAAUGUUCCUGUGGGGUGAAUGUGCAAAAUAUGACUUAGUAGAGUAUCCAAAAAGUGUGCGUUAUAACUGUUUUAAAAUGUUUGUUUAACAUAUACGAAGCCUAAAGGAUUUAUUCCUGAAAAGUAGCGUAAAGUUAUAAGUAAAAAAAAUUUUUUUUUUAGAAGAACUCAUAAUAGCUUACAUGCUUCGUACAAUUAUUUUUGUUAUUUUUUUUAGUAAUUUCGUGUAGUAAUACAAAACAUAACUUUAUAAGUAAUCUUAUGUAAAUGUUAUACUUUUUUAGUUUUAAUAAAUUAGGGUACCAUAAACCCACCUUUUAGAUAACUUUUGGAUGCUACACAACUCUCUAGUCACUAGUGAGUCAUUUAAAGUUAUUAAACUCUAGUGUUUAUAUUUUUUGCUGAAAUAUUAUCUGGAAAGCUCACUAGCUUACAAAAUACUACAAACGUUGAGGAAAAAGAGCAAGUUGUUUCAGUGUCGUUUUGCUUUAAAAAUGUUAAAUGAAAGUUUGGUGGGCAUUGAAGUACUCAAAUUUUUUACAGUUUACAAUCACACUAGAAAAAUUCGAAAAUUUGUGAUUAGCUAUAAUCAUAUUGUUCACAAUGUGAUAUUUUGCCAAUAGAAACUAUAAUGUUUGAUAUGAAAUAUUUACUACUUUAUAAACGUUUUCUAUAAGACACACCGGUCUGUAUAACAAUUAUAAAACAUUGUUGCAAUUUUGUAUUUUUAAGUAUAAGUAGGUAAAUGACUUGUAACAUGUUUUGUUCAUAUUUAAUUAAUUAGUAGUUGCUUAUUGUUAAUAGCCGAAUGAUUGAAGAAGGGACGAUUCGUGUUGGUAAGUGUACAUUAAAGAUGCAGGGUAUGGUAUUGAUUUUGAAGUGCAAUGCCAAGUAUUAUAUUAUUUUUUUAAAAUAUUUAUUGUUACUUGUUAAUUCACCUUUCUCUGAAGCUUUUGAUUAUACAUACUUACUUUGUGAUACUAGUGUAAUCGGCAUAUUAUAAUUUUUUUCAAAUGGGAAUUUACAAUAAAGCACUAUAAAAAUUU
This is a messenger RNA of Photinus pyralis (common eastern firefly), 3250 nucleotides long. RefSeq names its product abhydrolase domain-containing protein 2 (gene Hydr2). Gene Ontology annotation, molecular function: monoacylglycerol lipase activity; acetylesterase activity. Gene Ontology annotation, biological process: medium-chain fatty acid biosynthetic process; sperm capacitation; steroid hormone receptor signaling pathway. The transcript is spliced from 7 exons. Gene Ontology annotation, cellular component: sperm plasma membrane; sperm flagellum. The record is from RefSeq and is a predicted model, not a curated record. The coding region runs from base 229 to 1587 and encodes 452 amino acids. Lineage: Eukaryota; Metazoa; Arthropoda; Insecta; Coleoptera; Lampyridae.